CUCCGGUCUAAGACGACGGACUCCGAUGCGAGUCAAUCCCACACAUGAAGCUUCGAUAGCACAAUGCACAAUCAGAAUAACGUUAACGACCAGGAAUUGGAGGUCCAAGGAUAUACUAGGGUAAUGACCCGGCGCUUCUCGCCGUUGUCCCUUUGUCUCUCGGCUUUGCCAUGACAGCAACUUGGAAUGGCUUUGGAAGCGCCACUGAGACAACCCUCGCGAAGGCUUCCUCAUCCGGCACGAUUUGGACCUUAAAUAUUGCCGCUAUGAUGAACUUGGUCGUCUCUCUCGGCAUGGUAGAGCUCGUAUCAGCUUAUCCCAACUCCGGCGGACAGUAUUGUUGGGCGUUUUGUGCUGCGCGUCCAAACUGGCCACCCUUCGCUUCCUAUAUGUCUGCUUGUGGGAAGACCUGCGGGUGGUGGCUCGGUCUAGCGAGUGUGUGCAACCUUGCUGCAGUUAUGGUGUUAGCUAUGCUCCACCUGGGCGUUGAUGGUUAUAUUGUCCGUCCAUGGUAGGAAUGGCUAUGUUAUACAUUCGUUCUGUGGCUCGCCGUUGUGUUUCAUAUAUUUGGAACACGCUUUCUCCCCCCAUCUAACAGAGCUUUAGGAGAG
This is a messenger RNA of Aspergillus pseudotamarii, 611 nucleotides long. RefSeq lists its product as uncharacterized. The transcript is spliced from 2 exons. The coding region runs from base 171 to 515 and encodes 114 amino acids. The record is from RefSeq and is a predicted model, not a curated record. NCBI's taxonomy places the organism in Eukaryota, Fungi, Ascomycota, Eurotiomycetes, Eurotiales, Aspergillaceae. Gene Ontology annotation, biological process: transmembrane transport. Gene Ontology annotation, molecular function: transmembrane transporter activity. Gene Ontology annotation, cellular component: membrane.